CUUGCUGGAAGGCUUUGUGCAGCAGAUUCGACAGAAAUGCUAACGAAUAGAAUGUUAAAUUAGUCUUUAAAUUAAAAUUUAGGGGUUAUAUUCACUUUGAAAGUGGUUUGAAUAUAUCUGCAAAGUACUGUCGUUUUCUUAUGCGGACGCUGGAGCGAUGAAGGGGCAAAAUGCAGCUGGUUCUGUGUUUAUGUGUCGGCUCUGCAACCUCUUCUCUCCCAGUCGCGCUCAGCUGCUGGUCCAUUGCUCCCAGCAGCACCCCCAGCAAGAGCCUCCUGAUGACAUUGUCAUUGCACUGCAGCCCCUUGUAGGAGACCCUGUGGCUGCACCUACAGAGAGUCCUAAACGAAAACGAGGACGACCAAAAGGCUCUAAGAACGUUUGUUCAGUUUUGAAAGAGAGCAAGGCCAACUUUGCUCAUUCUCAAGAAGAUUACGUCAGAAGAGAAGAAGAGGAGACGGACAAGGACGGAGAGAGACAGUGUAGCUCGAAAGAUGGUGAAAACCAUGAUGGGAUAUCAGAUCUUAAAUGUAGAAACUGUCAUCGCUCAUUCAGCAACAGACGGCAGAUCCUCAAACACAUCUGCCUCAGAGAUGAGGAAGAGGAGGACAGAGAAGAAGAUGGGAGCCAUGGUGGUCAAACGAGUGUCGAGGAUUCAGAGAGUUUGGAUCCAGGGGGAGUAAAUCAAAACCAGAAGUCAGUAAAACCCGGGCCUAAGAGAAAAAAGGACUCAAGCAACAUCAAGGAAGGAGGCCAAGCAGCAGGAAUCAAGAAGUCUGUCAUCAGCGUCGUUCUGACAGAAGAUGAAACACUUCCAGGUGUUGCUAAAAUGGUUCCAGUCGAGGAAAGCUCAGCAGAAAUGAAGUCGCCGGCCACCCAAGCUCCAUCUCAAACAUCUGCAGUCUUCCACAUUUUUUCAAAAGAUAAAGGUGAAGCUGCUUCCUGUGACGGUAACCAAAUGACAGAUCAGGAAACAAGUUCUGACACAACCUCCACAACAACGACAACAACAACAACCACAACAACCAGCAGAGGCUUCCAGGAAUAUUCUAUCAAGCAAAAUACUUCCAAUUUACACCAGAGCAAGUUGAGGAUCUACUCCUGUGAGUUCUGUAAUAAGAUCUUCAAAUUCAGACACUCACUAACGGCCCACCUCAGGACGCACACACAGGAGAAACCGUUCCAGUGUCCACACUGUGACUAUGCAUCCACCAUUAAAGCCAACCUGAACGUUCACCUGAGGAAGCACACAGGAGAGAAGUUCAGCUGUCCACACUGUCCUUUCAACUGCCUCAACAAGGGACACCUUAAGGUCCACAUAGAGCGAGUCCAUCUGAAGGUAAAGCAGCACUGUAGCUUCUGUGAGUGUAAAUACUCAGAUGUGAAGAACCUGCUGAAACACAUGGAGGAACACCAUAAUCUGAAUGACCCCGCUGUCCAACAGAGCUACCAACAGCUCAGAUUAAAGACUCGUCAGUGCCUCCGAGAGCUCCUCUACCACUGUCCAACCUGUAACCGUCAUUUUAAGAACAAACUUGAGCAAGAGCGCCACCUGUUGGUCCACGGACCUCUGCGUCCCUUUGCCUGCCUCCUCUGUGACCAUGCUGCGACCAGGCUGACUGCCCUCGCAGCUCAUGUCAGGAAGCAUCUCUUCCUGUAUGUCUGCUGUGUUUGUGAUGGGAAGUUUGUGAGUUCUGUGAGGCUGAAGAACCACCUGGAAGAGACGCACCCUGAGGUGGACCUGGAGUCAACCUUUAGCGACUGCAUCAACAACAGCUUCUGUCUGACGCAGCCCGGGGGAGAGAUGCGGGGAGACCAGGAGAGGGAGAAUACAGAGGGAGAGAUGACGAAAGAGUGCAUGAUGGAGCAGGAAGGAGAAAAUGAAACACUGAGAGAAGAGGCUGGGGAAAAAGAUGUAGGAGAGGAGGUGAUGCUGGAAGGAGGAGAGGAGAGGAUGGAAGUUGAAGUGGGUGAAAAUAAGGAACAAAAAGUGGAGGAAGAAACAGAUAGACUUAAGGGGGGGAGAGAAGAAGAAGAGCAAGUUCAACAAGAAAUGCUUUAUCAGGUUGUUUCUAUGGAAACUAAAACUUCCACUGACGGACCAGAUGAAGCAACAGCAGAGGAGGAGUCAAAGGACAACAUGGUGGACUCAUGCACUCAUGCUGCUGAACACAACACACACAUGGUUUUAUCAACAAAGAAUAUCAACAUUUCUCCUUCAGAGGGCAGGACUCAAGAAGACAUAAACACCCCUAGAGAGGAUUCACACAUAUCCUCGUCGUCACUUAAUUUAAGUGUACACUCGCCUUUGUCUUCAGCACCCCAAACGGAAGACAUGCAAACAUCAAAUUCAGAAAGGGUGUCAGAGGUUUCCCAUGAGAGUGCGUUCCUGCAGGUGCUGUCAGCCAUUCAGAAGACUCCGCUCAAUGUUGAAUCUUUCCAACGGCUCAGGAAAAUAUAUGGAGAACUGGAAUGUCAAUACUGCGGUAAAUUGUUCAUGUAUAACGUCCACUAUAAUGUCCAUGUACGCACACAUACCAAAGAGCACUCGCAUUACUGCUCAAAGUGCAGCUACUCUACCAUCACUAAAUGUGCUUUGAAGCGGCACCAGAUCCAGAAGCACAGUGGCAUGCUGCUGACUUGUUCUAAUCCAGACUGUAAAUACACAACGCCUGACAAGUACAAACUAAAAGAGCAUAUGAAGACACACAAAGGAAAGAAGAAGAGCGUAAGUUGUCCUGUUUGCCAGCAGAGCUAUCCAGAGCACAGACUGAAACACCACAUCAAGACAUCCCACCCUGACUCCCUACCUGCGCAGGGUGUAGGCCUGAUGGUGCAGCGUGCAGAGAAGUGUCCUUACUGUGACUCUUAUUUCGUGAAGAAUAGCAGUGACUUUCAGCGGCACAUAUGGGAACAUGAAGGUGUGAAGCCUUACCUCUGCACUGUGUGUGACUAUGCGAGCCGCAGCAGCAGCAACUUGAGGAAACACAUGAAUAAACACAACACGGAGAGAAGCCACUUAUGUGACCUGUGUGGCAAAAAGUUUAAAUCUAAAAUCACGCUGAGAAGCCACAGACUGACCCACAGCGACGAGGGAAAACAGUUUCAGUGCUCAGAGUGUGACUACACCUCAAUCUCUAAACGUUACCUGCUCAGACACAUGGAGCAACACUCUGAGUUUAAGCCAUUUCGCUGUGUCCAUUGCCACUACUCCUGUAACAUGGCUCACACCCUGAAGCGCCACUACAAGCUGAAACACCCGGACCAGAAAUAUGAAAAUGCUGGACCUGGCCUGCCUGACUCUGACACUCUGAAACAGCAAGGUGGAUUGAAAUGUCCUGAAUGUGAAUUUGUGUAUGGCACAAAAUGGGAACUGAGCCGCCACCUGAAGAACAAACACAGUCUGAGUGUGCUGGAAGGCACCUGGGAGGUUGGAGAGGCAGUGGAGGCCCAGUAUGUGACUGUGGAUAAUGAGGAGCAGCUGACAGAAAUACCUGCCGAUGCCCUGCAGGAAAAUGUUGAUAUCCAGCAGAUCACUGAGUUCAGUUCUGAAACUCAUAAAGCUGUCACGUCCAUGGUUGCCAUGGCUCCGGGCACUGUCACUGUGGUACAACAGCUGCAGGUGGCUGAUGAGCAAGAAGUCAGUGACUGCAGCAACCAGCUGAUGGUGGUGAACGCUGACGGGGGUCUAACUGGUGACCAGGUGAUGGUGGUGAAUGCAGAUGGGGGUCUAACCGGAGACCAGGUGAUGGUGGUGAAUGCAGAUGGGGGCCUUACUGGUGAGCAGGUGAUGGUGGUGGAGGACGCACACAGCCUGGAGGCUCUGACAGUCCUAACUCAGGGAGAAAACACCCACCACUAUAUUGUCUACGUCCAGGAGCACACUGUGGAAAUCAACUAGGCAGACCAGUGAGUGUCAGUUGAUCAGUUUACAAAGUGAAGUAAAUUAAAUGCAUCAGUAAAGUCAGGAUUUAUGUAUAUAUAUUUAACAUGGUUGAACAUGAACUCCAGUCUUUUCAGUUUUUGGUAAUGAUAUAAAGCCAGGUGUGCAAAACUUGUUUGUGUUGUUAUGUAAAAAAUUUUGUACUUAAAAGAAAAUAUGAAUAAAACCUUUGUCCUACAGAGUUUGAUGUACAAGAGUGGCCACUGCUGAGAAAAUGUUUUUAAUUGUGUUCCUGCAAAAAAAAUGCUUUUGUAAUGGUAGAUGGCAUGAAUUAAGUCCUGACAUUUUUUUUUUUGGUUUUGGUUGUUUUAAUGACUUCAUGAUCAGAACCAAGCAGACCUAAUCACUGAGGGACCCCGCCUCCUCCUUGCUGUGUCAGAGUUACUGUCAAAUGUUUACAGUCAAUUAUGUUUUGCUCGUAUGACAUCCAAGAGAGUCCAACACAGCCUGAAUUCCAUGGUAAUAUUGAAGGAAUCACGAACAAAAUAGUUAAUUUUCUUAAGUCUGACACUCAUAAUGCAGAAAGCCGCAUGAAUUUAAAUGCAGCAAAUGUUUGCAUGGACAAGUAUAAGACAAACUGGUUGAAAACACUUUUAAAAAGAGCAAAAGUAUGGAUCAUUAAUGGAGAAACUCUCUCACAGUCUACUGAUCUAAAAUGAGAAACAAGUUCUUGAAUACUAUAUUAUAAUACUAAAUUCUAAUGCUUAAUAUUGUAAUUCUUGAUUUUCAUAUUAUACCUCAUCUCAUUAUGCUGCUUGUUGAA
Molecule: messenger RNA, 4706 nt
Organism: Cheilinus undulatus (humphead wrasse)
Lineage: Eukaryota; Metazoa; Chordata; Actinopteri; Labriformes; Labridae
Product: zinc finger protein ZFAT-like
Exons: 24
Coding region: 158-3901 (1247 amino acids)
Biological process (GO): regulation of transcription by RNA polymerase II
Cellular component (GO): chromosome
Molecular function (GO): chromatin insulator sequence binding
Source: RefSeq, a predicted model, not a curated record